Molecule: messenger RNA, 2533 nt
Organism: Epinephelus moara (kelp grouper)
Lineage: Eukaryota; Metazoa; Chordata; Actinopteri; Perciformes; Serranidae
Exons: 15
Coding region: 76-2037 (653 amino acids)
Source: RefSeq, a predicted model, not a curated record
UUUUGAAACGGACUUAACUGGACUGUGUUGAAGCUACUGUCCUCAGUAACCUCCUGAAGAAACUCGUAGAUAGCCAUGAGGAGGAGAAAUAGUAGUAACGCCAGCAGGAGAAGCUCCACUAUUAGAAGACGCAGUGAGAAUUUGCGUUUUGAUGAAUUCGGCUUUGCUUUGACUAAACGAAAGGACCAAAAACUUCAUCACCGAUGUCAUGACUACAGCUACCCCCAGCUGAGCUCAGUGAGGGUGAAAGAGCUGUGUGAGCUGCUCAGCUACUGGAAUGGAGCCAGCUUCAUCUGCAGGAGCCAGAUUGAGCGAUUCAUCAGGAUGGGUAUUCCUCCAAGUCUGCGAGGUAGAGUGUGGAAGUGUCUUCUCACCAUUGACAGUCUGAGAGAAACUAGUGACUUCAACUACCAGAAGUGUUUGUUAGAGGUGCGAGGGCCCCUGGUCGACUUGGGAGUCAGUGAGUACGGCAUCCUGUCGGCAAUCACCACACUGAGCGAAACCCAAAACGAUCUAGGUUUGAACCCUCAGCAGCUGUCCAGCUGCCCCGAGCCCAGAUACUCUGUGGAUGACAUCACACUCUUCAGACAGAUUGCCCUUGACCUGCAACGUUCUUUCCCGACCCACCGCUCUCUGAUGGGGGAGAGCCCAGAAGCCAUUGAAGGUCAGGCUAAACUCUUCAGGGUCCUCAUCGCUUACGCCAAAUACAGCCCAAAGGUUGGAUACAGCCAAGGGAUGUCCUACAUAGCUGCGGUGCUGCUGAUGCAGUUGGGAGAGGAGGAGGCGUUUUGGGCCCUGACAGCCUUGUUGGAUAAACCCAAAUACCUGGCUGAACUGUUUGACCUCAGCCUCACCAGGGUCCAGCAUCAGGUGAAGGUGUUUGACCAGUUCCUGAAACACAGGAAGCCACAGCUCUCUCAGCACAUGGAGUCAGUGGGAGUCCUAUCAGUCCACUUUGUGAUGCCAUGGUUCCUCACUCUCUUCACUUCCCUGCCCUGCUGGGACUCUGUCCUGGCUGUCUGGGAUCUCAUCAUUCUGCAUGGCCUGUCAGCUGUGUUUCGUACUGCUUUGACCAUUAUUGAGCUCCUGGAGCCUCGACUAAUGGACCUGAAUGACGAGGGAGCAGUGUUGCCCUUGCUGCUGAGAGUCCCUGUUGAUGUAGCCCAAUACACCGUGUUAGUUCCUGCCCUGUGGAAUACCGAGGUCCAAGACUGGGAGCUUAAAUGUAUGAACAGUCUGGUGUUGGAUGAAAGCCACCAUGGACCCAAAGCAGAACAGUGUCAAAAUCAGAAGGCCACACUGCCAACCCAAGUCAGUAGAGGUGAAGAAAAAGAAAAUGCAUCAACACCUUCAGAAGGAGAAAAGACGACUGAGAAAGACUCAGUUACAGGGGCUAAAAGUGUGCUGACCCGGGUGAUGCGCCUGGCCCAGCGAUACCUGUUGGACCCGAUGGGUAGAAAGAGGGUUGAAGCGACAAGUUCUCAAACCCAGACCAAGCCCAGACAGCGUAGUCCUGCACCCGGACGAGUGUUCAGGAGUCGGACCUCAGCUUCACUAACACAAGCACAGAUCAGGUCCAGGAGGCGGAGCCAGCAGAGAGGUGCAGCACAGCAGCCGGUAGUGCAGGGGAGCAGUGGUGAUGUCACUGUGACAGAUACAGCUGGGAAAACUCACAGAUCAGAGCAAACCUUCAAGAGGACAGGUACAGGACCUGUUGGCAAGUUGGCCAGUCGCCGUAGCAACCACAGCCUCGUCCAGCCCAUCAGAGUCAAGUCCCUCCGUCUUCUACGAAACAGCAAGAACUCGCCGAGCCAGACCCCUCCCUCCUCCUCUGUCCUCCCCUCGUCCCUCCGAUCCUCUACCCUUCCUCCAUCUUCCUCCAUCCCAUCUUCAAGUCCUCCAUCAUCCAGUGCUCCUCAAAGCGAGGAUCAGCAGAAGCAGCAAGACACACCAAGGACGGCUCUCAUCAAGGAGUUGUCAUCCAGACAUCAGACCAGCGUCCCAUUCAGGAACAGCAGAGAGUCCAAAAUGAUCUGACCCUGAAGAAGACAGAGGAACAUGAUGGAACAAGUGAAGUGAUCAAACGCACAUUAAUAAUAUAAUGUUUACAUUAUAUAUGAAGCCGCAAUUGUUAGUCGUGUAAAUAGGGUGAUUUUAUUUUAUCUUUUAUUUUUGAUCUGGGACCAAAUGGGUGACUAACUUACAUAAGGAAACUAUUAAACUGCAGCAAAUGUCAUGAGUGGACUCUGUGCAGGGUCCAUAUUGACAUGAAUCCAAAUUGCAGGUCAUCUAAAGUUGCUGCUCAGGUCCUGUAGGGUGCUGUUAAACCAGAUUUCCACCAGAGUAUCUUUAUACUGCUUAUGUUUUGAAUACAUAGAUAUGUGUGUGCAUGCAUGCAGUUGUGCAUGUGCAUGUAGCCCGGAUCUAUUUUGAUACUACUUUGAGCUACACUGGUGCUGUUUAUUUUUCCAGUUGACCCAUAAAUGCUUAAACAUGACUCUGUUUUUAUUGUCUUACACAGUUGGCACUAAUA